This is a messenger RNA of Morus notabilis, 1096 nucleotides long. Its product is annotated as glutathione S-transferase DHAR2. The transcript has 6 exons. Gene Ontology annotation, molecular function: glutathione dehydrogenase (ascorbate) activity. The record is from RefSeq and is a predicted model, not a curated record. Bases 161 to 802 code for a protein of 213 amino acids. Lineage: Eukaryota; Viridiplantae; Streptophyta; Magnoliopsida; Rosales; Moraceae. Gene Ontology annotation, biological process: ascorbate glutathione cycle; protein glutathionylation; cellular oxidant detoxification.
UUAAAUCAUCACUGGGCCAUUGGCACGGACUCUGCCUCACCAGUCACCAACUCGUGAUCGCUCCAAAGUCCGAUAAAUAAUCCCCAUUUCCAUCUGGGUUUCCGUUUCUUCAUCAUCUCUGAAUCUCAUUUGCCUUUUUUGCUUUCUCUAUCAACGAAAAAUGGUUCUGGAAGUUGCCGUCAAGUCUGCCGCUGGCGCUCCCAAUCUUCUCGGAGACUGUCCAUUUUGCCAGAGGGUUCUGCUGACUUUGGAGGAGAAGAAAGUACCCUACAAGACGCACCUCAUCAACCUCAGUGACAAACCAGAAUGGUACUUGGCUGUGAAUCCCGAGGGGAAAGUGCCUGCGGUGAAGUUUGAUGACAAAUGGGUUCUUGAUUCUGAUGUUAUUGUUGGGAUUCUCGAGGAAAAGUACCCUGAGCCCUCUCUUGUUACUCCUCCCGAAUUCGCCAAUGUGGGAUCAAAGCUCUUUGGGCCCUUUGUGACAUUCUUGAAGAGCAAGGAUCCAAAUGAUGGGUCAGAGCAGGCUCUGCUCAAUGAGUUGAAGGCACUCGAUGAGCAUCUUAAGGCACAUGGUCCAUAUAUUGCUGGGGAAAAGGUCACUGCUGCAGAUCUAAGUUUGGCACCAAAACUCUACCAUCUCGAUGCGGUUCUUGGACAUUUCAAGAAGUGGACUGUCCCCGAAGACUUGACUCAUCUCCACAACUACAAGAAGCUGCUAUUCUCGAGGGAGUCGUUCGAGAAAACCAAGCCUGCUGGUGUGGAGUAUGUGAUUGCAGGAUGGGCUCCCAAGGUCAACGCAUGAAAUGGUUCUAGAAUAUACGAUGUUGAAGCUUAUUAGUUAUGAUCUGGUUGAAAACUCUUUUUAGUGCCUGAAAGUAAGCGGUCCUGGUUUAUGCCCGCCUCUAAUAAAUGUAAAUCUGUUACAAUGCUGCUUUGCACUUUGCUAUGACUAUUGUGGCAGGCAUUUUAAAGGGUUAGUGUUUCUGUAAUUUUCCGUUUUUUUUUUCUUUGGGUGUAGAGUGGAAUAAGUGACCUUUUAACUCUUGUAGAAGGAUUUUCGUUAGUGUAAUGAAGUUGAGGAUUAGAUGCUUACUUA